AUGCGGUCCAGAGCAUCAGUCAAGCCAUCCCAAUACCCCCCGAUUCCAUUCCAUACCAUUCGCUUGUUCGGCCUAAUUUCCACCUUCAUUGUGGGCAUUAUCUUGGCCGUAUUCAUCAACCAACUGCAUAGCAACAACUACAAGCUCCCCUGGGCUUUCCUAAUCCUCCUCAUAGCCACCGUCUUCUCCCUCCUAAACUAUAUCCUCACGACCUUAACCCACUGCUGCUAUGGCCUCUCCCCGCGCCUCAACCUCGUCACCAACAGCAUCGUCCUCGUCCUCUGGCUUAUCGCCCUCGGCCUCCUAAGCUGGAGCAUGUCCCACACCAUCCUAACGACCUGCAACGCAACCUACUGGGGCACUUCGACCGGCAUCAGCGUCUGCAGGAUCUACAAGGCCCUCUUCACAUUCACCAUCGUCGCUGCGACAUCCCACAUCGCCGCCGCCGCUCUGGACGUCAUCGUCUACCGACGCCAAACCCGCUUGGGCCAGUACGACCCCAUGGCCAGCAGCACCGCUCUCAACGACUACAAGAUGCACAACCGCGACAGCAGCAUCAUGUCCGGCGGCGUUGGUCCCUACCCGCCCGAUGAGGCCGACCACCCCUAUUACGCCAACCACCCCCAACAAGAACCCCUGUACCAGCACGCCCCGGAGCCGUUGUACCAUCCCAGCCAGCGUAUGCCGCCCCCUCCUGCGUAUGGGGCUGGCUCGUUGGAGCAGCACCAUGCCGACGAGGCGGAGGAGUACUCCGAUGCGGCUCCGGUGCAGGGACGCCGGAAGCCAAGAGUGAGGUUUAGUGCUUACGGGGGUACUGCGGGUUAUAGUCAGCCAACGGAGCAGACGAGUUAUGAUCCGGCUGCGUAUCGGUAA
Molecule: messenger RNA, 873 nt
Organism: Aspergillus tubingensis
Lineage: Eukaryota; Fungi; Ascomycota; Eurotiomycetes; Eurotiales; Aspergillaceae
Exons: 2
Coding region: 1-873 (290 amino acids)
Source: RefSeq, a predicted model, not a curated record